UUUCUCAAUUGUUGGCUGUGUCCAUUGAAGACAAAGGGACAUGGGUGAGCUUCACUCCAUGGCUUACACUUACACUAGCCCUUCCCUAGGUUGGGAUCUACAAAACCUUGGAGUUCUCACCGCAGACAUGUCUUUAGUCAUGGAUGGAACGUCACCCUUUCUUCCGCAUCUGGAGUACUCCAAUCUUUCCUCCGGCUACCUUGAAGAUGCCCUGGUCGAAUUCAGUGAGAGAUCAAAACGAAGGCGUUUAGAUGAUCUCUCUAAGAGCUACUGGAAUUCUAGCUGCAACUGGGACCUGUCUGAAAUAGUUACAAAUGUUCAUAGGGUUCAAGACGAACCCAUUAGCACGUCAGCAAGCAGUGAGGAACAAAACAAUGCUUCAGAGGUUAAGACACCAUCAUCAUCUUCCUCAUACAAAACCAAGUACUUUUUUAACACUGGGAGAGAUGUUGAUGGCAAUGAUAAGAAGAAAAGAUUGAUAACAAGGGUGGUGUAUCCAUUUGCCUUGGUGAAGCCAGGAGGGAGGGAAGGGGACGUGACUUUGAACGACAUAAACGAGAGGAUACUAAUGCCACCGACGAGGCCAGUGAGGCAUCCUGUGGGGGACUUUGCUUGUAGGCCAUGCGUAUCUGCGGAUGGACCAGGGCUUUCCGGGAAAGCUGUGGUGGCCCUCACCCGAAUCCACACUCAAGGCAGAGGCACCAUUACUAUUAUUAGAACAAAAGGUUAAGGAAUUAAUGUUUAAUUAGUACUGUAUACAUGCUUUUGAAAUGUAUAUAAGGAGAUGAGAGGUGAAUGUAAGGUAUAUAGUUGGUAUGUUAUUACUCUUAAAAUUAAAUUUGAUAUACAUGU
Messenger RNA from Rubroshorea leprosula, 852 nucleotides. NCBI's taxonomy places the organism in Eukaryota, Viridiplantae, Streptophyta, Magnoliopsida, Malvales, Dipterocarpaceae. The record is from the annotation of a GenBank genome assembly.